This is a messenger RNA of Pezoporus occidentalis (night parrot), 3953 nucleotides long. RefSeq names its product LLGL scribble cell polarity complex component 2 (gene LLGL2). The transcript has 27 exons. NCBI's taxonomy places the organism in Eukaryota, Metazoa, Chordata, Aves, Psittaciformes, Psittacidae. Gene Ontology annotation, biological process: regulation of Notch signaling pathway; regulation of protein secretion; cortical actin cytoskeleton organization. Bases 160 to 3279 code for a protein of 1039 amino acids. The record is from RefSeq and is a predicted model, not a curated record. Gene Ontology annotation, cellular component: cytoplasm; cortical actin cytoskeleton; plasma membrane. Gene Ontology annotation, molecular function: GTPase activator activity; myosin II binding.
GCACGUUGUGUCCAGCAGCAAGCAGGUGGCACAAGAAGGUAAAUCCGGUUGCUUAAGCCUUUGUCGGGGGUUGUCCUGCGGCUGUGGCCUGGGAACAAGCUGGCUCCGAAGUCUCCUCUCCUGGAGGAUUUUUGUUGCCAAGAUACUACAGCGAGGAAGAUGAGAAGGUUCUUAAGACCCGGACAUGAUCCAGUGAGAGAGAGGCUUAAACGCGACCUUUUCCAGUUUAACAAGACUGUGGAACAUGGAUUUCCCCAUCAACCUAGUGCACUGGGCUAUAGCCCGUUUCUCCGCCUCAUGGCCAUUGGAACGCGAUCGGGAGCCAUUAAACUGUAUGGUGCUCCUGGGGUGGAGUUCAUGGGUUUACAUGAAGAAAACAAUACUGUAAUGCAGAUUCACUUUAUACCUGAUCAGUGCCAGCUGGUGACAUUGCUGGAUGACAACAGCUUGCACCUCUGGAGCUUGAAGCAGCAUGGUGGAGCCUCUGAGCUGCGGGAGGAGCAUCGCUUCACACUGAAAGGACCGCCUGGGUCUCCACCGAGUGCCACGCAGAUAACAGCUGUCCUUCCCCAUUCCUCACGGGAAGUCCUGUAUCUUGGCACGGAGAGUGGCAACAUCUUUGUAGUGGAGCUUCCAUCAUUCAGAGUGCUGGAGGACAGGACCAUAACCUCUGAGGCUGUGCUGCAGCGGGUACCAGAAGAUUACUGUAACAGGCGAUCAUGUGAAUUGGUGGAAGCCCUUCAAGAACAUCCUAAGAACCCUGAUCAGAUCCUGAUUGGAUACAGCAGGGGCUUGAUUUUCCUCUGGGACCUGCAAAAUAACAAAGUGACACACCUUUUUCUGGGCACUCAGCAACUGGAGAACCUCUACUGGCAGAGGGAUGGCAGUAAAUUCGUUAGCUGUCACUAUGAUGGAAGUUACACCCAGUGGCCAGUAUCCAGUGACAACAGGCAGCCUGAGCCCCUGGAACACCUUGUGCCUUAUGGUCCUUUUCCUUGCAAGGCCAUCUCCAAGAUCUACUGGCAGACAACAAAAAAUGGGCUUCCUUACAUUAUAUUCCAAGGAGGGAUGCCCCGGGCUAGCUAUGGUGACCGGCACAGUAUCUCUGUUGUCCAUGGCAGUCAGCAAACAGCCUUUGACUUCACAUCACGGGUGAUAGACUUCUUUAUAAUCUUCAGUUCGGAGCCUACUGCAGAGUUUGAUGACCCUUCUGCUAUGGUGGUGCUGGCAGAAGAAGAGCUGGUAGUUAUAGACUUGAAAACUGCAGGCUGGCCAGCAGUCCAUCCUCCAUACCUGGCUUCUCUCCAUUGCUCAGCUAUCACCUGCUCACACCACAUCUCCAACAUCCCGCUCAAACUGUGGGAGAGAAUUAUCAGUGCUGGGAGCAAGCAGAACAUUCACUACUCAAAUAUGCCGUGGCCGAUUGAUGGUGGCACCAGCAUAGCUCCAGAUCCUCCACAGAGGGACUUGCUUCUAACAGGGCAUGAAGAUGGCACUGUGAGGUUUUGGGAUGCGUCUGGUGUCUGCUUACAUCUCCUUUAUAAGCUGAGUACAGUGCGAGUAUUUCUCACCGAUGCUGAUCCCAAUGACAAUAUGAACACCCUAGGUGAGGAUGAGUGGCCUCCGCUUCGCAAGGUUGGGACCUUUGACCCUUACAGUGAUGAUCCUAGACUUGGGAUCCAGAAGAUCUACCUGUGUAAAUACAGUGGAUACUUGGCUGUAGCUGGUACAGCAGGACAGGUACUGGUGAUGGAACUGAAUGAUGAAGAUGCAGAACAUGUUGUGGACCAUGCUGAAGCAGAUCUUCUGCAGGACCAAGAGGGCUAUCGAUGGAAAGGUCAUGAGAAACUAAAAACUCGAGAUGGACCUGUUCGAUUUGAAGCUGGUUUUCAGCCAUUUGUCCUUGUCCAGUGUCAACCACCAGCUGUGGUCACCUCAUUGGCCCUUCACUCUGAAUGGAAGCUUGUGGCCUUUGGUACCAGUCAUGGUUUUGGGCUUUUUGACCACCAGCAGAAACGACUGGUCUUUGUCAAGUGUACGCUGCAUCCCAGUGACCAGUUGGCCUUAGAAGGCCCACUGUCUCGGGUGAAAUCCUUGAAGAAGUCCCUCCGUCAAUCAUUCAGGCGGAUCAGAAGAAGCCGUGUGUCCAGUAGGAAGCGACGAGGAGGUAGUGGAAAUGCCUCAGAGGUGCAAGAAGCCAAUGCCAAAUUUGACCAAGACACAUUGCAGGAAAUGGAACUGGCUCCAGUCCAGCGGAAGAUUGAAGCCCGCUCUGCAGAAGACUCUUUCACUGGCUUUGUGCGAACCUUAUAUUUUGCUGAUACCUUCUUGAGAGACAGCUCUCGCCACUGCCCAUCCUUGUGGGCAGGCACCAAUGGAGGUACAGUCUAUGCCUUCUGUUUGCGUGUUCCUCCAGCAGAGAGAAGAAUGGAUGAACCUGUCAGGGCAGAGCAGGCCAAAGAAAUUCAGCUGAUGCACAGGGCUCCUGUUGUGGGUAUACUUGUCUUGGAUGGACGCAGCACGCCCCUCCCAGAACCUCUAGAAGUAGCACAUGACCUUUCUAAGAGUCCUGAUAUGCAAGGCAGCCAUCAGUUGUUGGUGGUGUCUGAAGAGCAAUUUAAGGUAUUCACCUUACCUAAGGUUAGCUCCAAACUGAAGCUCAAGCUGACAGCCCUGGAAGGCUGUAGGGUACGGAAGGUGACAGUUGCGAACUUUAGCAGCUGCAAGACUGACGAUUACAGUGAAAAUGACCUUGCUGUCCUGACUAACCUGGGAGACAUUCAGAUCAUCUCGCUGCCCUUCCUCAAGUUACAGAUCCGCUACCCUUGCAUCCGCAAAGAGGAUGUGAGUGGCAUUGCAUCCUGUGUCUUCACCAAAUACGGACAAGGUUUCUAUCUGAUCUCGCCAUCGGAGUUUGAGAGGUUUUCCCUUUCUGCUAAAUGGUUAGUGGAGCCGCGGUGCAUUGUGGACAUGCCAGAAGUUACAAGUAACAACCAUGUGCACACCAAGUCUGGCAUGGAGAGUGCUGCAAGAAAAUCCAGGGGAUCAGGAAGGAGUUCGGGUGGCUGUGGAGAAGAUGAAAGGAAGUCUGGGAGGCUGAUGGAACAUGCCUUGCUCAACGAUGAAAAAGUCCUGAAGGAGAUCCAGAGUACUCUGGAGGGGGGAAGAGGGAGAGAUCACAUUCCCACAUCCCAAAGGAACAGGACUCUGAGUAUUCGCAUACAGGAGCUAUGCAGAAAGAAAUUUGGCAAGAAGCCCGUUAGGUCAUGGACUAAGUAAUGGAGGAGCAGAUUGACCAGAAUUCAUCAUGGACUUUCUGGCAUUGGAUUGAGUGCCAUACACUACUGACUGGGCAAACCGUCCCUGGGGAGAAGGCACCGCUGCUCCUGCAUUGCAGGCUAGAGAGCUGCAGCUUGCAGCAUGCUGGCCUCUGCCUCCCCCUUUAGUGCCUCAUUAGAGACCUCUCCUCUUGGAGCCCACCUUGCAUUAGGACAGAAGUCAAUCGCCAGGUCCGAUGCACCACAAGCCUCUGAGUACAUCUGACUUUUAAAUGUUUGCACAUUUCUCUUUUCUACUGGGCUGGGUUUUAAAUUAUAAAUGUUACUGCCUUGGUGCAGGAUUUUAAUAAACGCACACUGUUACCUCCAACUGGGUUAAAAUUAUUUUUUGUAUAAUUUUUUAAAAUCUGGUAUUUCAGUUAUAAUGGAAACAGUUCAGAAAUUUACUUUUAAAAACAAUUGAGUAAUAUAUGCUAGAUUCCUGUGACUACUGUAUGUGGUAUCUGAAUGAGUAAUUUGGGGGUUUGUUAUGGUACUGUUAACUGGCUUUAUGGAUUUGGGUAGAAUCUAUUUUUGUAGCCAUUCAAAUCAGAGGAAAACUAAUUGAACUUGAUUUUUGUUUCAACACUACAUUGCUCUUUUUUUGGAAAUAAAACUCUGAAUUCCCUUUUGUGA